Molecule: messenger RNA, 597 nt
Organism: Staurois parvus
Lineage: Eukaryota; Metazoa; Chordata; Amphibia; Anura; Ranidae
Source: the annotation of a GenBank genome assembly
CUUUCCGCAGUCUCUGGUCAUCUCCUGUACUGUCCGCAGUCUCUGGUCAUCCCUGUACUGUCCGCAGUCUCUGGUCAUCCCCUGUACUGUGUCUGCAGUCUCUGGUCAUCCCCUGUACUGUGUCUGCAGUCUCUGGUCAUCUCCUGUACUGUGUCCGCAGUCUCUGUCUCUGGUCAUCUCCUGUACUGUGCAGUCUCUGGUCAUCCCUGUACUGUGUCCGCAGUCUCUGGUCAUCCCUGUACUGUGUCCGCAGUCUCUGGUCAUCCCUGUACUGUGUCCGCAGUCUCUGGUCAUCCCUGUACUGUGUCCGCAGUCUCUGGUCAUCCCUGUACUGUGUCCGCAGUCUCUGGUCAUCCCUGUACUGUGUCCGCAGUCUCUGGUCAUCCCUGUACUGUGUCCGCAGUCUCUGGUCAUCCCUGUACUGUGUCCGCAGUCUCUGGUCAUCCCUGUACUGUGUCCGCAGUCUCUGGUCAUCCCUGUACUGUGUCCGCAGUCUCUGGUCAUCCCUGUACUGUGUCCGCAGUCUCUGGUCAUCCCUGUACUGUGUCUGCAGUCUCUGGUCAUCCCUGUACUGUGUCUGCAGUCUCUGGUCAUCCC